AUGUACCAUUCGUUCAUCCAUCGGUUUGUACCAUCGAUCACGCUUCCAUAUGCACAUUCUGCGUUGAAGGCUUACUCUGUGGCUGUGCCCCAUGUCACCAACAACUCGAUGGUGCUUGAUCUGUUUGUGGCAUGUGGUGCUCUAGUCAUGGGAUUUGGAAAUGCAGCUACACGUGAUGAGAGUCUCAAGUACUACAGAUGUUGCGUGAUGAAUCUCAAAACCCAGAUCAACAACCAGAAGAUCAACGGAACAGAAAGCUGGUUGCUAUCGGCCCUUCCAAUCCUGUUGAUAUUCGAGAAACACCGAGGAACUUCUGUGACUAAGUCGAUGAAACACCUCCAUGGUCUUUAUCUCAUGAUCAAAGAGAGGGAGAAGCAAAAGAUGUUGACCGGAGGGCCCAAAUUGGGGAUGGUGCCCGAUGAAAGAUCGUCUUUGGAAUCGUUUUUGUACCACUAUGCUACCGGAAUUUUGUUUGUUUCCGACGAGGGAUUGAAGAAAUAUCUUCCCAGAGGUGUAUUUCGCCAUCUUUUGAAGUCUUUGAUCACUCCGAUCUAUAGAAGUGAAAUCGUGUGGGUGAACAAUCCAGUUCUAGGUGGUUCCAUCUUUUUGUUCGAAAUAGUGGAGAGAAUUUCGUGGUUUUUCCGCCAGCAUUCUAGCACUGGAAUAUGUGAUGCAGAUGAAGGUAAUGGUCUGCUCAAGGAACUGGAUGAUUGGCGAUUCCCUGGUAUGCCGGAUACACUCGCAGGACUAUCUGAAGGCCGUUCUCUCAAAGCCCACCACGAUGCCGCAAUGGUAUGGAAAAACGGAGCAAGAAUUCUUCUUUUGAAGGCUCUACAUCCUGAUAUCAGCGAAAAUGAUAUCAGAAUUCGCACUUGUGUGGAUGAUGGAAGGAAUUGGCUGGAAAAGAUUCCUCUCGGUGGUGAUACCGGUUGUACCGGCUGCACAAUCUUUUGGCCAAUUGCAAUGAUAGGCUGUGCCUCUACACGGCAGGAAGAUAGAGAGUUUAUCAGAAACAUGAGUACCGGACUAGCAGAAGUGGUUUUCUCGGUGUCUAGUUAUCAGCUGUUGGACCUCUGCAUGCAUGCUUGGGGCGAGAAAACCGAGUUUCCUGAAAGAGGCCUGGAUGUGCUCUAUAAUAGGAAUAUCAUGGACAACUAUUAUCUAUAG
This is a messenger RNA of Kuraishia capsulata CBS 1993, 1167 nucleotides long. RefSeq lists its product as uncharacterized. Gene Ontology annotation, cellular component: nucleus. The coding region runs from base 1 to 1167 and encodes 388 amino acids. Gene Ontology annotation, biological process: positive regulation of transcription by RNA polymerase II. Gene Ontology annotation, molecular function: DNA-binding transcription factor activity; transcription cis-regulatory region binding. The record is from RefSeq and is a predicted model, not a curated record. The transcript has a single exon. Lineage: Eukaryota; Fungi; Ascomycota; Pichiomycetes; Pichiales; Pichiaceae.